UUCAGUUUGCGUUAAAGAGCGGCGCGAGCGCACGCCUUGAAAAUGCUCUGCGCCGCAAUUUUGACGUUUGCUUGCGCGCUCGCCGCAGCACAAAACGUAAACAUCACUAGUAUCGAUAACAAAGUUUUGCAACGACUCGCAUCACUAUUAGAAUCGAAUAGGACAUUGAACACCCGUGAAUUAGCUUUAUUAAAUCGCACAGCGGCGAAUUUCGGCAUCGAUAAUGAGUUAGUGAAUAAUUUGACUAAGUUAGUGAGGAAUAACUCGGAAGUGAUUGAAGAUGGUUCUUAUGUUUAUGAGGAGGGGAGAAAGAAUCCAGAGGAGCCUCCUGUGGAGAAGUCACCGGAUUAUGCAUCAUCAGUGGUUCUUGCCAGUGAUCUGUUGUCCUUGACAGCGGCUGUGGCCAAAGUGAAGGAACGGGCGUGCAGGGAACAGGGCUACAAGUUUCUGGAUGGACUGUUGCUGAACAAAAGAUUCGCUUUGCAAAUGUUCGACGCAUCAGCGAAGUCGCCUCAGGGUUUGCUCUAUGGGUCAUCGUACCACCUGGGCAACUUCGACGAGUGUGUGGGCAUCAGAGACCGUUCUGACAGCAACCUGCCGAUGGAUGGACAGUACUGCCUCGCUGCUAUCAAGUGGAGGGAGUCUGAGGAAGCGAAGAAGGUGCGCACUGGCCGUGGUGAGAUUCUGCGCUGGGCCGUGUGCGUCCCAAACGCUUGUCGUGCUAAUGCCGUGCAGGACUUCGUCACAGAUGUCUUGUCCCAUACUGUGGGAAACUCAACGUCAGUGGAACUAACCGAAAGGGACUGCUACAUGAGAAGACCUGUCGUUGUCAAGCCCUUGGACGUUGCUUUCUUAGCCAUAUGUCUGCUUUUCGGCGCCAUCCUCGCUAUCAGUACCAUAUACGAGAUCUAUUCAAUCAAAUGGGGCAACCAGAAGAGCUCGAUCGUCCACGAUCUCAUCGUCUCUUUCUCCGUGAUCAACAACGUGAAGAAGAUAAUCUCCACUAAGCAGAACAACACUUUAGGGCUGGAGUGUGUGACAGGAAUUAAGAGUUUUGCCAUGAUUUUCAUUGUAGCUGGCCACGCUUGUAUGUUCAUUGCUAGUGGACCAGUCAUGAAUCCUGAUGAAUGGGAUAAGUUAACUCGACAACCAGUGAACUCCCUGAUGUUAAGCAACCAUCUGUUGGUGGACACCUUCCUCUUCUUGAGCGCAUUUCUCUUCAGUCGCCUCCUUCUCAUAGAAUUGGACAAGAGACGGGGCAGGCUGAACGUCAUUCCUAUUUUGGUAUUCCGGUACAUAAGAGUUACCCCAGCUUACCUAAUCGUGAUCCUGUUCUACAUGACAUGGCUGCCGAAGAUUGGGGAGGGCCCGCUGUGGGGAGACAAAAUACAGUUGGAGCAGGAGAGGUGCAUGGACUCCUGGUGGGCCAACAUCCUGUACAUAAACAACUAUGUUAACACUGAUAAAUUGUGCAUGUUCCAGUCGUGGUACCUCUCAGUAGACACCCAGCUGUUCUUCAUCGCACCUAUAUUCAUCUACAGCCUCUGGCGAUGGAGCCGCAUCGGCCCUGUCUUCCUGAGCUUCUGUAUUGUGAUCACUCUUGUAGUUCCUUCUGUGAUCACUUAUAUUGAUCGGUUGGAUCCUACAAUUUUAUUUUAUGCCAAAGAUUUUACAGACUUCGCCGGCAAUUUCUACUUCAAGGAAGCAUAUAUUAAAACACAUAUGAAAAUGGUCACGUAUCUGAUGGGCAUACUAACAGGAUAUAUCCUACAUAGGAUACAGUCAGAGAACUACACUCUCUCCCGGACCUUAAAGUUCUUCGCAUGGAUCACCAGUAUAGUCCUGGGGUCCGUGACCGUCUUCUCAGUCUCAGUGUUCUACCAGGAGUGGUAUGAGUACAAUGUCAUCGAAGCCGCUGCGUAUAUAUCCCUGCAUAAACUUGCGUGGGGUAUCGCGAACGGGUGGCUGAUAGUUGCCUGUGCUACUGGAUGUGGAGGUUGGAUGUGCACAUUGCUCAAAUGGAAAUUUCUAGUGCCAAUCUCGAGGUUGACCUUCUGUGCUUACCUGGUCAACGGCGUAGUCGAGUUGUACUAUGUGGGCCAGCUACGGCAUCCGAUGCAUGUCACCAUAUUCACGAUAACUGCGAAUGCAAUUUCGCACAUGGUGCUGACAUUUUUACUUGCCUUCAUACUGUGUAUAACGUUUGAGUCGCCUAUUCACGGCAUAGAGAAAAUUCUUCUAAGGACCUUAGCGCGUCCUGUGCUCAGCGACAAUGCCGUCAAAGGCCAACCGUCAAGCAACACUAGUCAAUCGAAACCAGAAUCAUAGCAUACAAUCUGAUCUAGACUAGAUUUUACAAUAAAUAGGUACGUGUUAGUUACAAAAUAGAUAAAAUGCCACCGUUAGUUGAAAAUAUCUUCAAAAACAUAAAUACCAUACUCAGAUACCAAUGUGUGCUUAGUGAACGACCUUGCUAUGGACACAAUAA
Molecule: messenger RNA, 2488 nt
Organism: Plodia interpunctella (Indianmeal moth)
Lineage: Eukaryota; Metazoa; Arthropoda; Insecta; Lepidoptera; Pyralidae
Exons: 12
Coding region: 43-2328 (761 amino acids)
Molecular function (GO): acyltransferase activity, transferring groups other than amino-acyl groups
Source: RefSeq, a predicted model, not a curated record